UAUUAUCGCGACGACGAACGAGGACAACUACAACGAAGUCGAAGACGCUGCUAAGAAUUUUUGUGGUUUCUGUUUCUUUUUUAUUCGUUGUGAAGUGAACGUGAAUUCAGAAUUCUAUAUAUUUUUAUUAUUUUUACGCAGCAAUAUUUGAGCUUAUCUCUACUAAUAGAUUAAAGUGAUUAAGAAAAAAAAACGAUUUUAUAGAGGGUGUAAUGGCGUGAGGGAAGCGAAAACAAAGAAGUUGAAACUUCUGUGUUUUGUGCGUGAGAGCUCGCUCGGAGUUUCUCGCCAGCACAGACGGCUAGACAGCAAGACAGCAGUCAGAAAAGUUGAGCAGAAGGAAGUUUAGGUUGAAAAAAUAAUUGGCUGUAAAUUGUUUGCAAAUUGAAAGCAGCUGAAGAUAUCGUUUAACAAUUUGCAGAUCUAUGGGAGCUAUUUUCAUAGCGGCUUUUAAUCUGUGACUGUUAACUGUUAAGCAGGUGCCUAAGCAUCAGCGGCAGUGACAGGAAGAGUGACAACAAUGGUUGUUGGUUCGAAUCAUCAGCGGCGUGGUGGUGGUGAUACUGGCAGCAAUAGCAAAAGCGGAAAUUCUUCGUCCAACGCAAUCUCCUCCACCUCAAAUAAUAGUACGUCUAGUUACCAUCAUUCAGCUCAUAACACAGGUCAUCAUAAUACUAGUGGCAAAACAAAUUCGAUGUCUUCACAUAAUAAUGGCGGAAGUAAUACCCAUAGCAGUUCAAAUGGUCAUGCCCAACAUCAGAGUACAUACAAUGCAUACACAAAUGGCUAUCAUUUAGGCAGUACGAUUGGCGGCACAAAUGGAGCUGCUAGUAAUAGUGUUAGUCGACUUUCACAGUCGACGGGGAUGACACCAAAAGAACUUUCCGAAAACGAUGACCUAGCAACUUCACUGAUUUUGGACCCGCAUUUGGGUUUUCAGACGCAUAAAAUGAACAUUCGAUAUCGUCCACUCAAAGUGGAUAGUGCUCAGUUAAAAGCUGUAGUGGAUGAUUUUAUUGCAACACAAAAUUAUGAUGUGGCGGUAAAAAAGAUAUUUAAUGGCCCUUGGAUACCAAGAAGUUUUAAAAGUAAAAACAAAAUAAGCUUCAAGCGACUACACGAUCAUAUAAUUCGUUAUUUACGUGUGUUUGAUAAGGAUAGUGGUUUUGUAAUUGAGGCAUGUUAUCGUUACUCACUCGAAGGUCAGAAGGGUGCCAAAAUCAGUUCGACAAAGCGGUGGUCAAAGAAUGAUAAAAUCGAAUGCUUGGUUGGUUGCAUUGCUGAGUUGUCUGAAGCUGAAGAAGCUGCUUUAUUGCAUACAGGCAAAAAUGAUUUUUCUGUUAUGUACAGCUGUCGAAAAAACUGUGCCCAGUUAUGGCUGGGACCUGCUGCUUAUAUAAAUCACGACUGUCGGGCGAAUUGUAAAUUUGUUGCCACUGGACGCGAUACCGCAUGUGUGAAAGUGUUACGCGAUAUUGAAGUUGGUGAAGAAAUUACCUGUUUUUAUGGGGAGGACUUUUUCGGCGAUGGCAACUGUUAUUGUGAGUGUGAAACUUGUGAGCGGCGUGGAACCGGCGCAUUUGCCGGUAAGGUUAUAAACGGCCACACUGGCAGCGAUGCUGGUGCCUUAGCAAUGGGGUUAAGUGGAGCUUGUGUAAUUGGUAUAAACUCGCAUGAUCCAUCUGCAAGUGGUGGUUAUCGAUUACGUGAAACUGACAAUCGUAUAAAUCGUAUUAAAAGCCGUGCCAACUCUACAAAUUCAACACACCUUGAUACAAACACGUGUGCGGCAAACGCACCCACAACUACUGAAAGCUCUGCAGGGGCUCAGAUUGCCAAGAAGACGGAAGGUGACGCCGGCAUUGCUAUGGAAGUCCCUAAUUUAGAAACAAUGAAAAAACAACAACCUACUGUGGUAGUGACCCCGUUAACGAUGAAGGAAUUGCGACAAAAAGGUAUGACCAAAUACGAUGCCGAAAUGAUCAUGGCCAACACAUACCAACGGCAUCAUCAUCAUCAGCAGCAUCACUCUCAUCAACAUGUAUCGCAGCAAGAUAUUAAUGGCAAACAUUCUGCAACUGAUACCAUAUCAGGUAGUAAAGUAGGUGGUAGCAGUUUUAAUGUAGGGAGAGAAUCGCUACGCAAAUCGGCACGAGUAAACAGCACCAGCAGCACGAUAUCUUCUGGUUCAGCGGACGAACUUUCUGUAAGUGCCGCAACAGCUGUGUCCCGUAACGCCAGCGCCGGUGCCGUGGCCAAAGCGAAUGCAACAAGUGCAGCGGCUGAACCAAAGUCGAGCGCAGCCACUACUGUGGCACGACGGCCAAUACGAAAAAAUCCUAGCAAUGUUGUGCAUAAAACUAAUUCGUACAACAACAAGACAAGUGGCUAUCUUACACGUAGCAGUAGCAGCAGACAAACACGUGCUGCAGCAGCGGAAUGUGCAGAGGAAACGGAAGAAUGCUGCGAUCUAAGGGAUACAAAUGAUUUCAAUGAAAUGGACGAGGAAAUUGAUAAUGACAUGGAACAACAACAACGCACCGACGCAGCAAUUGAUGUUGCCAGAACAGCAACAGUUGUGGGAGACGAAAAGGUCGGACUGUCUAAAGGCACCGAACGCCAGCGACAUGACAAACCAAUACGCCUGCGCAAUGGACUGACUCGCGCCGCCGCCGCCGCAACUUUGCAUAACAACAGCGGCGGGCGUAUACUGCGCAAUCACCACCAGCAUCAGUCGACUGCACACAAUAGUGAUACAACCGCGUCAAGCAUUGGCACGGAAUUAAAAUCAACUGCCACUGAUGCCCAUACGAAUCGUAAUAUUUAUAACAGUAAAAAUAAUUCUAACAAUAGCAGUAGUUUAAGUAGUAAUUGUAGUAGUAGUAGUAGUGCUAAUGAUUCAAAUGAGUUCUUUAGCGGAAUUGCGGAUAGGUUGCCGACUAGCAGACACUAUGCUAACACAGCCACUAUGCAAGAAGUUACCAACUUUGACCCAAGCUCAGCACUUUGCCAUGCUGACGAUGAGAAUGGAGUGAAUGCCACAGGCACCACUCACAUUAGAAAUAAAAGUAUUAGUCCAAGUUAUCGAAAAAAUUUAAUAGAUUCAUUUGAAGAGGCGUCAGUGACACAAGCGCAAGAAUCUAUUGGGACGUGUCUUGCGAAAGAUUCUAUGCAAACACACGCACAACGUGCAACUCGUCGAAAUCAGCAACGCAUCGCUAUUAAAACCGAUAUCAGUACAAUACCAACAACAAAUGGCACUAUAACAACGCGUAAGCGGAGUCUAUCUCAGCUAACGGAACAACAAGUGCAUGACGUUAAUAAUCGCAACGGUAGCGAGAAUGAUGUGCAAGACAAAGCUGCGACACACGAUACAGUCGAUAGAAACUGCGCGCCUGUUGUUGCUGUUACGGCCAUGGAAACACUCUUGAAGACACCGGAGCGGCGCUUGAAGUUGACGCUGCGUAUGAAGCGUUCCCCAAUACUCGACGAAGUUAUUGAAUCGGGGACUAGCCUGAGCGACGAGAGUAGCAGUUUUAACGGUUCAUUCAGUCGUGCCUCAUCUCAUUCCGCCGAACCGGUGGAGUAUGAGAUUUUACGCAUGGAAGGUAUUUCCGAACACGGUGGUGACUUUGAUAGCAUUCCGCUAAAGCGUAAAAAGCGUCACAAAACGAAUAAAGAGCACCAUCAUCACCAUCGUCACCGUAGUCGCCAUCGGCAGCAUCAACGCUACAAUGCUGCUGAUGAAUUAUCGCAUAGUAUGAAUGUUGAAGUUUCUACCACGCCCCCGGCGGGUGUACCAGCCGCACAGUCCAGUCCACAAGCUGCUGUACUGCCCCCACUAGCCACUGAUGCUAACGGUUGUGCGGUGCACACGCCACAAAAAAAGCGACUACGUUUAAUAUUUGGCAACGAGACGCACACAAUCGACAUUCCAGCGAUUAGUUCAAAUGCUAGCCUAAAUAGCACUCCGUUCAAUACCAGCGGUAGCAGCGCCGAGUGUGAAAAUGAAACGGGCGACAUGAGCGAGUCUACAAUUGCUUCGAAUGUCACCAACACAACACAUUCGGCGGUUGCUGUCACACCCACGACCAGCACUAACGUCAGUGCUGACACCAGCAUUAGUACACGCGCAAAUGCAUCGUUGAUGGCCAACGCUUCAACGCAUUCAAUAUCAUCCAAUGCACCUACCGAGCCAGCCAUUUCGCCGCAAUCGCAUUCGAAUUCUAAUUCGAGCUUGUGUUCUUCGAAUUCCAUCUUCGCGUCGGCCUGCUCGACAGCAUCUGCGCCCACAUCGUUGCCACAGAGUGACAAACACGACCAGCGUGAGCAAAUUGUUGCUUCCUCAGCAAUAAAUUUUGCACACACCACGGUAGCGACGUCUGUAACUAUUCCGCCGUCGACAAUCGCGCCGGUAGUAGCAACAAAUACUGUUGUGGUGGCACCGCCAAUGUUGCAACACAAACCCUUUACAUUGCUGCAGCAGCACUUGCAGACUUCCGCAGUUACACCCACCGUUACAACCCCACACAAUAACUUUAGCACUUACAUGCAACAUCCGCUUGGUGGAACGGGCAGCAUCACUGGCUUGCCAAAGACUGCAACAGCAACUGGUCCUAGCGGCAACAACAACUGCAUUGCCAGCAACUUGAAUGGCGCAGCAGCUGCGCUGGCGCCAACCUUGUUUUUAUCGCAGGCGAGCGUGCCAAAACAUACCUUCGGCUCUUGUGCCUUACUGCCGCCCCCCACUUUCGCACGCAAUUUAACAACCAGUGGUCACACGUUGUCCAUGGGUUCUACAGCGAUCACUGCCACUGCUGCGAGCGCGUCACACAAAGCAGUUGCCAGUGCGUCGUUGCGUGCUCUCAAUGCGUAUACAACCACAUCAACAACAACGAUGACAAUUGGUACAACAACAGCAGUGUCUAGCGUAAACGCGCUAGGCAGUGUACUCAGUGGUGGUGGUGGUGGUGGUGGUAAUGGUGUUGCCACCACCUUAAUGGUCAAGAAAACGACUGAUCUCCUCAUGAAUUGACCUUCAUUGUUGGCAAUUGUUGUACAUUGUGUUUCGCAAAGGGCAGUAGUGCUGUCGCUGCGUUUGUGGCUGUGUUCUUGGCUGGAUAGUGUUGCUGCGGGCGCCAGGCGCGUUCCGUUUUCAGCAUUUUGUUGCAUUCUAUUAAAGCGUGUUUAGUAGUUAAUUUUCUAUGUGUGUGUGUGCGUGUGUUGUGUUGUGAGUUUGGUAGCGCUGGUUGAGCGACAAUUGAAAUUCAACAUUUUUUUUUAACGAAUAGUACGAAAUGUUUUGCGGCUUGGUUCAAAGUAAAGUAAUAGUUUAUUUUAGAUUAUUACAGGUUAAGUAAAAUGAAUUAAAUUAAUGAAUAAUUAUGGACAAUUAAAUGAUUAAUUUCUUAAGUAAAUAUUAUAUUUCAUAACAAAAAAGUUCAUUAUCAGGGAAAAAUUUCGUAAACUAUAACUGUGGGUUUCUAAUCUCUCAAUUAAAAUUGAAAGUGGUUAAAAUAAAUAUUACUUGUAGAAAAUUUGAAAAGCAGUUUUAAAAGCUAAGCUUCCCAAAAAGAUCAUAACAAAAACGGGCUUUCGUUUCCUCGAUAAAGCCGCUUGUGCACCACCGAAUGUCUGGAUUUAUUAUUUAUUUGCACAUGUUGUUUUUUCACAGUGAAAGCAAUCAAAUAUAAUGAUUUUUAUCAUCAAUUACACAAAAUUUCGACAAAAAGUAAUUUCACAAUUUUAAUUUAAUUUCUAACAUACACUAUAUUUAAACGGAAUGGUUUGUGAAAUUUAUGUGUUGAAAUUAUGUAUUUUCAAAUUUAUCUUCCUGUUCUAGUUAAUUCAAUAAUAUGCUAAAAUCAUGCUUUUAUAUUAUGCAUAAUAAACAUUUUUGGUGUGUGCUUAAAUCGAAAAUAUUUAAAUGUUUCGAACUCUUUUAGAAAAUUCAUAGGAAAAUAGUUUUUUUUUUUUUGUAAUGUCCAGCUUUAUUUAAUUUUUUUUGUUUGGAAAUUUAUCAUAACUCUUACUUUCCUCAUUGAAAUGGUGUAUUGUAUGGAUAUGAAUGAUGUUGAUCAGUUUUUCUUUUUUUUUUCUCUCUUCUUUUCUCUACUUUUUAUAUUGCAGAUGAAAAACUUAUAAAUAAUAAAAGAAAUGAAUUGACUUUAA
Messenger RNA from Bactrocera neohumeralis, 6171 nucleotides. It is a transcript of the gene Hmt4-20, whose product is annotated as histone-lysine N-methyltransferase Suv4-20. Bases 521 to 5035 code for a protein of 1504 amino acids. Gene Ontology annotation, molecular function: protein binding; histone H4K20 methyltransferase activity. The record is from RefSeq and is a predicted model, not a curated record. NCBI's taxonomy places the organism in Eukaryota, Metazoa, Arthropoda, Insecta, Diptera, Tephritidae. Gene Ontology annotation, cellular component: nucleus. The transcript has 3 exons.